Messenger RNA from Orbilia oligospora ATCC 24927, 1044 nucleotides. RefSeq lists its product as uncharacterized. The record is from RefSeq and is a predicted model, not a curated record. NCBI's taxonomy places the organism in Eukaryota, Fungi, Ascomycota, Orbiliomycetes, Orbiliales, Orbiliaceae. The transcript is spliced from 5 exons. Bases 1 to 1044 code for a protein of 347 amino acids.
AUGCGGAGCAGCUUGUUUUCGGUUGCCGUAGCAGCAGCACUGCGAUUCUCAGCAGCGCUAGCAAGUGAACAUGACUUACACUUUUACCCGCUAGAAGCGCGAGAGGUCGGAGAGUUCGAAAUGCUAGGGCUUGUCCUUCGGGAUAUGGCCUGUGCUCUUCAAGUGGGAGAUGCUGCCGUUCUCCUGGAAGGUGCUGUAACGAUGGCACGUGUAUUGUCAGCGGGGAAACUUGCUGCUCAACUGGAGGCGCCUGCAGAGUUACACGGAAAUGUUGUGGAACCGGCUGUAUUCCGGAUUCCUCUGUCUGCUGCUCGAGUGAUGGUGAUUAUUGCGACGUCGGCUAUCUCUGUUGCCGGACUGGGUAUUGCGUCUUACCAGGUGGAGAAUGCUGCCGAGAUUGUAAACGGAACCUGCCGCCCCGGAUAUCGAUGUGUGAUCAAUAGCGCGGGCGUAAGAGGCUGCAGAGCGGGUACAAGCGGAGGCGGCGGUAGCUCCAUCGCUGCUGAACCCAGUUCAAGAGGAGACAGUGUUACCAAUCCACCAUCAACACGAACCCCAAUAACUACCCCAGCACCAGAUCCAACGACAGCCCCUCCAGUCGAAUACAGAUGGUUUACCACCACAAUCUAUUGGUAUUACUACUGGUACUAUUACGUCUGGGUUUCGACUAUUGAUUAUACUUCUACGAGAAGUUCGAGGACCUCGACGUCUACCACCGUUUCAGCUUAUGUUAGUGCUUUUAGUGCUGCUUCCAGAUCAUUUGAGUCUAUUGCAAGCGACUUGACCACAUCGACUCCAAGUCAAUACACAACAGAGUUUGAAGGCCCCACUCCGACACCCGUUGAGGCUACCACGUCGUCUGAAGCAUCGACUGCUGCCCCUACCCCUUCAAACACUGGAGGAAGUAACUCACCCGGCAACGAUAUAACAAAUGUUGGCGGCGGCGGAGAUAACGCCCCAAGUACUGCCUCGCAGUAUAGAGCGAGAGACGUAUUUGUAUUUGCGCCGAUUGUCUUCUUGUUGACAUUGAUUUAUACGUUAUGA